AUUUGCGGCUCAAGGACCUGAACAAACCGAACCGAAGAUUUUUCACCGAAGAUGCAAUGGAUCCACUGUGUGCUGGCCUUUCUUUCCUGUCUGGUUUCGUCAGAAACGGCCCCAAAGCUCUCGGCCGGAUCCAUCUGUGAUGAUUCGACCUUGCUCCAGACCGCCGCUAGGGCGCUGGUUCCAACGAGUUCAACGAGUUCAACGAGUUCGAGCAGUCAAAGUACUGCGAGUCCGACCACUUCCAUAGUUCCCAGCGAUUUCCGACCCCCAAACGCUGAAAUGCGUGCCACCUUAGCCGGUUUGAACUUUGCCUUGGCUCAGAGCAAGGAUUUUGUGGCUAAGAAAAUCAUUGAAGCGCCGCUGAUCCCGGGCCACACGGUGAGCUUGGGCUUCGGGAUUAACUUGGGCCUGGGCGACGUCUCCGCGCUGCACGCGCCAGUGAUCGAUUUUUCUGGCGCCACAUGGACUGAAGCGGGCCUAGAGGUUGAUGCGGAGAUUCGAAAUCUCAGUGUCAAGGGCAGUCUGAGAGUUUCGGCGCCGGAGUCUGAAGGCGAAGUUCACCUUCAUGGCGGUGGCUUGUUCCGAAUGGGUAUUAGUACUGCUGUGGAUGAGGGUCACUUGGUGGUGCGAGUGGUGAAAAUGGAUGCGAAACGGAUGGAUCUGGCACCAACCAUUGGCAUUUCAUGUGUACAUCAAGAUGUGUGGAAUUCGAUUCCCUGUGGAAUCAUUGGUGCAUUGAGUGGACAGGUGCCAAAGUGGCUGGUGGACACCUUUAUGUUCUUUUUUGAUUCGAACAUCGAGCAGAUGUUGAAGGCCAUCAUUGAAUACAAACUCAACGCAAACUUGGCCGGCAUCCCAACACAAUUCCCCUUGUCAUUUCAAAAUCAGAGGUCUCCAAAAUGUCUGGAGCUCGCCUUUCAUAUGCUUGGCUUAUCUGACUCAGACGAUGUGAAGGCUGCAUCCUUUCAGGUUUUGGCCAUUAACACCUGCGUCAAAAAAGACCGAUUUGCGGUUCCAGGCUUGGUACCUCCUGGCUAUGUGGCCAAUAGCGCCAUGUUUUCGCUGGCGGUGAGUGGCAGCGUCCCCAACAGCAUCCUCUUUGAAUUGCACGAGAACUUGAUGCUGACGCACCUUGUUCUUCCCAGUGAUCUGCCAGCUGACAGUGCCUUGGGGCUCGAUACCAAUAGCUUGGCAUUGGCCUUCUACUGCCCCUGGCUGAGCACCAAAUAUGCCUUCAAAUGUCCUGUUUGGAGCCCUUGCGGCGUUGAGGCCUUGAUCCAAACUGCGGGUGUUCCACACGUGGAGAUGCAGGAGGAGCUGCGGAUUCACGUGCCGCUCUCGGUGGAUUUUCGACUUCAGAAGGACAACAAGACUUCGGACUUUUCCGAGUUCUUGUGGCGGAUCAAUCUCACAGCUCAUGCUGCCUUCGAUACGUCCAUUGAUGGGGCUGGAUGUCAACAGUUGUUGACCGGACAUCUGGCAUCCUUGGAUGUGAGCUGGAUCGAUGUGACCAAAACGCAAGAUGACUCCUGGGUGGCCACGGCCCUGUCUUUGAACAUCUUAAUGCCGCUGCUGCUGAAGCCGCUGGAGAAUAUGAUCAACUCACAUCUUUCCAGAGGAGUGCCCCUGAAACCUCUGCCGGUUGGCCGUUCAUCGUAUGCCCUGGCGAAUUCUGUGGUGCGCUUCGCGGUGGGGAAGUUGAUCCUUUCGACUGAUGUGCUGUUGGCUGAGGAGUGCCACAAGUCGGCCACGUAGCAAAAAGCCAGGAGAUCCUGCCGCAGAUCUGAAAGGAAAGCGGGUAGCCACUGG
Messenger RNA from Cladocopium goreaui, 1809 nucleotides. NCBI's taxonomy places the organism in Eukaryota, Dinophyceae, Suessiales, Symbiodiniaceae. The record is from the annotation of a GenBank genome assembly.